UAGUUACUCUCUAUUUCUGAGUUAGUUUCAGUAUGUGUCGUGUAAUUGCCCUGCUCUCUGAUGUGUGUGCGCUUAGGCUGCUAUGUCUAUGUACGAAGCUGUCAUAUUUUCAUGAUGCAUCUUGGCUAUGCCAGCUUCUGAGCCUCAUUUCAUGUAUUCGAAUCUGUCAUAUUUCCAAGGAUGGAUGCAGCAACGCGUGUGAUGCGUAUUCGGAAAGUUUCAUUUUUUUAUUUUACGAGCCAUCUCUAUUCUUUCUUAAAGUAGCAAAACCUCCAGACGUUCUGAACUCGAUCCAUGGCAUCUUGUACCUUUCGGUCUCCGGACUUGUUAAGGUGGCACGUGCUGAACGAAAGCCUUUGAGAAUUAUGUGAGGGGUUUGGGCAGGUUAGAUCAGCUCAUGCUGUUCCUUUAUUCUCUGCUUUUCUCGUCUUCCAUGGCAGGAUUAAAGUUACUGCUAGAGAAUCUGGGCAAUGGAGGAGCUGGCUACUUCUGGCAUAAUCUUGUGCUCUGUGAUCCUGUCAAUGGUGGAUUGGUGCUCUACGUGUAUUUAAAGAGUUGUGCACACCACUAAUGCUUCACAAUCCCCCCCCUCCUCGUCGACAUCUUGCAUGCUUCUUCACAACCGGUAAAAUUUUCCCCAAGCCCAUACAGUUUACUUCUUGAUCGACGCCAUUUCGUUUGCAAUGCAGUCUACAUGGGUUAACCAUGGCAGAUUGUUACCUUUGAGAUCAUUUUGUUGCUUCAAUGUCUAAGUCAUCUUCUUGCUGCUUCCGAUUCGGAGUCGGCCAUGGUGAAGAUCUGCUGCAUUGGUGCCGGCUACGUCGGCGGCCCGUCCAUGGCCGUGAUGGCACUCAAGUGCCCGGCCAUCGAGGUCACCGUCGUGGACGUCUCCCGGCCGCGCAUCGACGCCUGGAACAGCGACCGCCUCCCGGUGCUGGAACCGGGCCUGGACACCAUCGUCAGGGCCUGCCGCGGCCGCAACCUCUCCUUCAGCGCCGACGUGGACCGCCAUGUCGCCGACGCCGACAUCGUCUUCGUGUCCGUCAACACGCCCACCAAGGCGCGCGGCCUCGGCACCGGCAGGGCGCCCGACCUCGCCUACUGGGAGAGCGCGGCGCGCGUGGUCGCCGCCGCGUCCCGCCCCGGCACGGGCAAGAUCGUCGUCGAGAAGUCCGCCGUCCCCGUCAGGACCGCCGAGGCCAUGGAGAGGAUCCUGCAUGCGCAUGCCGGAGACGGCGCGUUCCAGGUCCUCUCCAACCCGGAGUUCUUCUCCGAGGGCACCGCCGUGCGGGACCUGCUGUGCCCCGACCGCGUGGUCAUCGGCGGCGGGGACACCGACGUGGGCGCCGUGCGCGCGCUGGUGGACGUGUACGCGCACUGGGUCCCCGAGGAUCGGAUCGUCACCACGGGGCUCCAGUCCGCGGAGCUCGCCAAGCUCGCGGCGAGCGCGCUCCUGGCGCAGCGAGUGUCGUCGGUGAACGCGCUCUCCGCGCUGUGCGAGGCCACGGGCGCCGACGUCUCGGACGUCGCGCGCGCCGUCGGCAGCGACGGCCGCGUCGGGGGCGGCGGCAGGGGGUUCCUGGACGCCGGCGUCGGGUUCGGCGGGCCGAGCCUCCGGCGAGACGUGCUGAGCCUGGCGUACGACUGCGAGCGUCACGGCCUGCACGAGGCGGCGGAGUACUGGCGGCAGGUGGUGGCCGUGAACGAGUACCAGAAGGGCCGGUUCGUGCGCCGCUUGGUGGCGUCCAUGCUCGGCACGGUGGCCGGCAAGAAGGUGGCCGUGCUCGGGCUCGCGUUCAAGAAGGGCGUGGGGGAUACGAGGGAGUCGCCGGCGGUGGACGUGUGCCGGGCCCUGCUGGCCGAGGGGGCCCGAGUCAGCGUGUACGACCCGGUGGUGAGCGAGACGCAGAUAAUUCGGCGGGACACGGCGGCGGCGGCGGCGGAGGUGGAGGUGACGAGGGACGCGUACGAGGCUGCCGACGGCGCGCAUGGCCUCUGCGUGCUGACGGAGUGGGACGAGUUCAGGACGCUCGACUACCGCCGGGUGUUCGACGGCAUGAUGAGGCCGGCGUUCGUCUUCGACGGCCGCAACGUCGUCGACGCCGGGGAGCUCAGGGAGAUCGGCUUCGUCGUCUACUCCGUCGGCAAGCCGCUGGACGCCUGGCUCAAUGGCAUGCCGGCGGUGGCGUAGCCGAUCAAUUGAUUUCUGAUGUAUGUACGUAGUACUUCCUAAUAAAAUGUAACCAAGCUCAGGACUUUUCUCU
Messenger RNA from Sorghum bicolor (sorghum), 2264 nucleotides. Its product is annotated as UDP-glucose 6-dehydrogenase 5. Gene Ontology annotation, molecular function: NAD binding; UDP-glucose 6-dehydrogenase activity. The coding region runs from base 788 to 2191 and encodes 467 amino acids. The record is from RefSeq and is a predicted model, not a curated record. Gene Ontology annotation, biological process: glycosaminoglycan biosynthetic process. Gene Ontology annotation, cellular component: cytosol; nucleus. The transcript has a single exon. Lineage: Eukaryota; Viridiplantae; Streptophyta; Magnoliopsida; Poales; Poaceae.